AAUUAGAAAGUACACUGGCCUACUUAGCCUUAAAAUGGCGGCGUUACUGUAAUUUCUUCUUUAAUUUCCCUCCAAAAGAUUCUCAUCUCCCUCCAAAAAACUCAACUCCAUUUUUGGUUGGUUUGCAGAAAUACAACUCUUUCUAUUCAAUUUUUGAAUUCGAUUUUACACAAGCAAGCACAAAAUCUACAAUGUCAAGCCAUCAAGAUGACCUAGACCUCCUCCUUUCUCUCCAAGAUCGUGUCUUGGAAACCCCUCCUGGAUCUCCUUCGAAUCUCAAUGCCAAUUCACUAGGGUUUCUAUCGGAUGAUGAGUCACCUAGGAGAAGAGGGCAGGCAGAUUUGUCUGUAUUUAGAGAUGCUGUUCAAGAUUGCCUUAAUCAUCACGACCUAAAACCAGUUGGGAAAGCAGAAAAACUUAAGCAGUCAAGGAAGUCAAAUGAAGCUCAUAUUGAGAAAUAUUCUGGUUUAAGGAUAAGGAAUCAAUUGGUCACUCCUGCAGAGCUUAGUGAGCGUUUCUCAGAUAUUCGUUUUGUCCGAUUACCGGCUAUUAAAAAUCUAUUGGUAGGAGACACUAUUUCAGGAUGUUGGGCAACUGUUGGAGUGUUAACUGAGAAGGGAAAUCCAAGGACUAGUUCUGUAGGGAAGAGCUAUUCUAUAUGGAAAAUUGGGUGUUUAGAUGAAAACACAAUUUCUCUUUUCUUAUUUGGUGAUGCUUAUCAGCAAAACUGCAAGGAGCAGGCAGGCACAGUUUUUGCACUAUUUAAUUGUACAGUUCGCAAGGACAACACGGGAGGUUUUUCUUUGAGUCUGUAUUCUCCAAAUCAAGUAUUAAAGAUGGGUACUUCCACUGAUUAUGGAGUUUGCAAAGGAAAAAGGAAAGAUGGAAUGUCCUGUACAUCAGUCAUAAAUAAACGCCAAGGGAUAUAUUGCAGGUUUCACAAAUCAAAAGCAUCAGAGAUAUUUUCCACAAAGCGAACUGAGCUCAAGGGCGGGAACUUGAGAACAGCCUUUAGGGAUCCUCUCAAGUCACAAGGCAUUCACAUAAUCGACCCUUUAGCUGACAGAACAAAUAAUAAAAACUCUAGGCAGCCAGUGCAAUUCCUAUCUGUGGAAGGGCUUAAGAAGGCAUUGAGUAAUGCAGAUAAGGUGACGACAAAUACUUUCUCACAGGGCAUCAGAUUUCUUAAUGAAAUAACAGGGAAAAUGAAACCAAAAAAUUUAACUAAAGUUUCUGCAACAUCAAAUCAACAAACGACUAACUCAGACAAGAGGAAAUCAUCUACAUUGAAAGUGGGCGCAACAGUAAUAGUGAAAAAGGAAUCGGAUGCAAAAAGAGCUAAAACAAAUCAAGGGCAGGCUUCGGCAGAUAAUGCCAAACAGGGAACAGGAAAGAUGAUUGAAUUAGAUAUCUAUGGGUCUGAUGAAGAAAUAUGAAUCCUUUAUAUUGUAUUCCAGCUUGUCCUUCAUUUUUACACUUCCAUUGUGGAGAAGUUGCAUAAGAGAGGCAACGCCAUUUCAAAAAAGUUAUAAUCAGGUGUGUGACAGUGACCCUGCUCCUGUCUGAAGUUAAGCAAUCCAGAAAUUCAUGCUCCGUCUUCUUGAAUGAUAUAGGUAAGGAUCAUGACUUCUUGCUCUUGAUCCUGCAGCAUUGAUUUUGAUUAACCAAGCUUAGUCUAAAGUUGAAUGGUUCAGAUGUUUCCUGAAAGUCUUGCAAGUAUCAUGUGUACUAUGUGUACCUUGCAAAAAAGAACAAAACUCAGAAGUUAACUUAUUUCCAAUGUUGAUAUGCAUUCUUUUUCCAAA
Molecule: messenger RNA, 1805 nt
Organism: Ricinus communis (castor bean)
Lineage: Eukaryota; Viridiplantae; Streptophyta; Magnoliopsida; Malpighiales; Euphorbiaceae
Product: protein MCM10 homolog
Exons: 11
Coding region: 192-1436 (414 amino acids)
Biological process (GO): DNA replication; DNA replication initiation
Cellular component (GO): replication fork protection complex; nucleus
Molecular function (GO): DNA replication origin binding; single-stranded DNA binding
Source: RefSeq, a predicted model, not a curated record